This is a messenger RNA of Zalophus californianus (California sea lion), 7143 nucleotides long. RefSeq names its product calcium voltage-gated channel subunit alpha1 B (gene CACNA1B). The record is from RefSeq and is a predicted model, not a curated record. The coding region runs from base 38 to 7114 and encodes 2358 amino acids. Gene Ontology annotation, cellular component: voltage-gated calcium channel complex; membrane; neuronal cell body. Lineage: Eukaryota; Metazoa; Chordata; Mammalia; Carnivora; Otariidae. Gene Ontology annotation, biological process: chemical synaptic transmission; calcium ion import across plasma membrane. Gene Ontology annotation, molecular function: calcium ion binding; high voltage-gated calcium channel activity. The transcript has 49 exons.
CCGCCGGGCCGGGGGAUGCUCGCGGCGCCCUGGAGCCAUGGUCCGCUUCGGGGACGAGCUGGGCAGCCGCUAUGGGGGCGCCGGUGGGGAGCGGGCUCGGGGCGGCGGGGCCGGCGGGGCGGGCGGCCCGGGCCCGGGGGGCCUGCAGCCCGGCCAGCGGGUCCUCUACAAGCAGUCGAUCGCGCAGCGCGCGCGGACCAUGGCGCUGUACAACCCCAUCCCGGUCAAGCAAAACUGCUUCACCGUCAACCGCUCGCUCUUCGUCUUCAGCGAGGACAACGUCGUCCGCAAAUACGCCAAGCGCAUCACCGAGUGGCCUCCGUUUGAGUACAUGAUCCUGGCCACAAUCAUCGCCAACUGCAUCGUGCUGGCACUGGAGCAGCACCUCCCUGACGGGGACAAGACGCCCAUGUCCGAGCGGCUGGACGACACAGAGCCCUAUUUCAUUGGCAUCUUCUGCUUUGAGGCGGGGAUCAAGAUCAUAGCCCUGGGCUUUGUCUUCCACAAGGGCUCCUACCUGCGGAACGGCUGGAACGUCAUGGACUUCGUGGUGGUUCUCACAGGGAUCCUGGCCACGGCUGGCACUGACUUUGACCUGCGGACCCUGCGGGCUGUGCGCGUGCUCAGGCCCCUGAAGUUGGUGUCUGGGAUUCCGAGUUUGCAGGUGGUGCUCAAGUCCAUCAUGAAGGCCAUGGUUCCACUCCUGCAGAUCGGGUUGCUUCUCUUCUUCGCCAUCCUUAUGUUUGCGAUCAUCGGCCUCGAGUUCUACAUGGGCAAAUUCCACAAGGCCUGUUUCCCCAACAGCACAGAUCCAGAUCCAGUGGGUGACUUUCCCUGUGGCAAAGAGGCCCCAGCCCGGCUGUGUGAGGAUGACACUGAAUGUCGGGAGUACUGGCCAGGGCCCAACUUCGGCAUCACCAACUUUGACAAUAUCCUGUUUGCCAUCUUGACGGUAUUCCAGUGCAUCACCAUGGAGGGCUGGACUGACAUCCUCUACAACACAAAUGAUGCAGCUGGUAACACCUGGAACUGGCUCUACUUCAUCCCUCUCAUCAUCAUUGGCUCCUUCUUCAUGCUCAACCUGGUGCUGGGCGUGCUUUCAGGAGAGUUUGCCAAGGAGCGUGAGAGGGUCGAGAACCGCCGGGCCUUCCUGAAGCUUCGCCGGCAGCAGCAGAUCGAGCGGGAGCUCAAUGGGUACUUGGAGUGGAUCUUCAAGGCCGAGGAAGUCAUGCUGGCUGAGGAAGACAAGAAUGCGGAGGAGAAGUCCCCUCUGGAUGCAGUGUUGAAGAGAGCAGCCACCAAGAAGAGUCGGAAUGACCUGAUCCACGCUGAGGAGGGGGAGGACCGGUUUGCAGACCUCUGUGCCGUGGGAUCCCCCUUCGCCCGUGCCAGCCUCAAGAGCGGAAAGACGGAGAGCUCGUCAUACUUCCGUAGGAAGGAGAAGAUGUUCCGGUUCUUCAUCCGGCGCAUGGUGAAGGCGCAGAGCUUCUACUGGGCGGUGCUGUGUGUGGUGGCCCUGAACACGCUGUGCGUGGCCAUGGUGCAUUACAACCAGCCGCAGCGGCUCACCACGGCGCUGUACUUUGCAGAGUUUGUUUUCCUGGGUCUCUUCCUCACAGAGAUGUCCCUGAAGAUGUAUGGCCUGGGGCCCAGAAGCUACUUCCGGUCCUCAUUCAACUGCUUCGACUUUGGGGUCAUUGUGGGGAGCAUCUUUGAAGUGGUCUGGGCUGCCAUCAAGCCAGGAACCUCCUUCGGGAUCAGUGUGCUGCGGGCACUCCGGUUGCUGAGGAUCUUCAAAGUCACAAAGUACUGGAGCUCCCUGCGGAACCUGGUGGUGUCCCUGCUCAACUCCAUGAAGUCCAUCAUCAGCCUCCUCUUCCUGCUGUUCCUGUUCAUCGUGGUCUUCGCUCUGCUGGGCAUGCAGCUGUUCGGGGGACAGUUCAACUUUAAAGAUGAGACCCCGACAACGAACUUUGACACUUUCCCCGCGGCCAUUCUCACUGUCUUCCAGAUCCUAACAGGAGAGGAUUGGAAUGCAGUGAUGUAUCACGGGAUCGAAUCGCAAGGUGGAGUCAGCAAAGGCAUGUUCUCCUCCUUUUACUUCAUUGUCCUGACGCUGUUUGGAAAUUACACUCUGCUGAAUGUCUUCCUGGCCAUCGCCGUGGACAACCUCGCCAAUGCUCAGGAGCUGACCAAGGACGAAGAGGAAAUGGAAGAAGCAGCCAAUCAGAAGCUUGCUCUGCAAAAGGCCAAAGAAGUGGCUGAAGUCAGUCCCAUGUCUGCCGCCAACAUCUCCGUUGCUGCUGCUUUUGUAAAGCACACUCGAGGUGCUGCAUCUCGCAGCUCAUCUGUCUCCAGCGUAAACUCACCCAGGCCGCAGAACUCGGCCAAGGCGCGCUCGGUGUGGGAGCAGCGCGCCAGCCAGCUGCGGCUGCAGAACCUGAGGGCCAGCUGCGAGGCGCUGUACAGCGAGAUGGACCCCGAGGAGAGGCUGCGCUACGCCACCACACGCCACCUGCGGCCUGACAUGAAGACGCACCUGGACCGGCCGCUCGUGGUGGAGCUAGGGCGCGACGGGCCGCGGGUCCCCGCGGGAGGCAAGGCCCGGCCCGAGGGCCCGGAGGCUGCCGAGGGCGCGGACCCGCCGCGCAGGCACCACCGGCACCGCGACAAGGCUGCGGCGCCGGCCCCGGCGGCAGCGGGGGAGCAGGACAGGGUGGACGCGCCGAAGGCCGAGGGCGGGGAGCCCGGGCCCCGGGAAGAGCGGACGAGGCCGCACCGCAGCCGCAGCAAGGAGACCCGCAGCGAGCGUGGCCGCGGCCCGGGCCCCGAGGGCGGCCGGCGCCACCACCGGCGCGGCUCCCCAGAGGAGGCGGCCGAGCGGGAGCCGCGGCGCCACCGCGCCCACCGGCACGCACCCGACCAGGGCAAGGAAAGCGGCGCGGCCGGGGCCAAGGGCGAGCGGCGAGCGCGCCACCGCGGCGGCCCCCGGGCCGGCCCCAGGGAGGCCGGGAGCGGGGAGGAGCCGGCGCGGCGGCACCGGGCCCGGCACAAGGCGCUGCCCACGCACGAAGAUGUGGAGAAGGAGGCGGCGGAGAAGGAGGGCGAGGUCGAGGACCGGGACAAGGAGAAGGAGCUCCGGAACCACCAGCCCAAGGAGGCACACUGUGACCUGGAGGCCAGUGGGAUAAUGGGUGUGGGCCCUGUGCAUGCCUUGCCCAGCACUUGUCUACAGAAGGUGGAGGAACAGCCAGAGGAUGCAGAUAAUCAGCGGAAUGUCACACGGAUGGGCAGUCAACCCUCGGACCUGAGUGCUACUGUGCAUAUCCCAGUGACGCUGACCGGCCCUCCUGGGGAGACCACAACUGUUCCCAGUGGUAAUGUGGACCUGGAAGGCCAAGCUGAGGGGAAGAAGGAGGUGGAAGCUGAUGAUGUGAUGAGGAGUGGCCCGCGACCCAUCGUCCCAUACAGCUCCAUGUUUUGUUUAAGCCCCACCAACCUGCUCCGCCGCUUCUGCCAUUACAUCGUGACCAUGCGGUACUUUGAGAUGGUCAUUCUCGUGGUCAUCGCCCUGAGCAGCAUUGCCCUGGCUGCUGAGGAUCCAGUGCGGACAGACUCGCCCAGGAACAACGCUCUGAAGUACAUGGACUACAUUUUCACAGGCGUCUUCACCUUUGAGAUGGUGAUCAAGAUGAUUGAUUUGGGACUGCUCCUGCACCCUGGGGCCUACUUCCGGGACCUAUGGAAUAUUCUGGACUUCAUCGUGGUCAGUGGGGCCCUGGUGGCAUUUGCCUUCUCGAGCUUCAUGGGAGGAUCCAAAGGGAAAGACAUCAAUACCAUCAAGUCCCUGAGAGUCUUGCGUGUCCUGCGGCCCCUCAAGACCAUAAAACGGCUGCCUAAGCUCAAGGCCGUGUUUGACUGUGUGGUGAACUCGCUGAAGAAUGUCCUCAACAUCCUGGUCGUCUACAUGCUCUUCAUGUUCAUAUUUGCUGUCAUUGCGGUGCAGCUCUUCAAAGGGAAGUUUUUCUACUGCACGGAUGAGUCUAAGGGGCUGGAGAGGGACUGCCGGGGUCAGUAUUUGGAUUAUGAGAAGGAGGAGGUGGAAGCUCAGCCCCGGCAGUGGAAGAAAUACGACUUUCACUACGACAAUGUGCUCUGGGCUCUGCUGACACUGUUCACAGUGUCCACAGGAGAAGGGUGGCCCAUGGUCCUGAAACAUUCUGUGGAUGCCACCUAUGAGGAGCAGGGCCCAAGCCCUGGGUACCGCAUGGAGCUGUCCAUCUUCUACGUGGUCUACUUCGUGGUCUUCCCCUUCUUCUUUGUCAACAUCUUUGUGGCCUUGAUCAUCAUCACCUUCCAGGAGCAGGGGGACAAGGUGAUGUCUGAAUGCAGCCUGGAGAAGAACGAGAGGGCUUGCAUCGACUUCGCCAUCAGCGCCAAGCCCCUGACACGGUACAUGCCCCAGGACAAGCAGUCAUUCCAGUACAAGACAUGGACAUUUGUGGUCUCGCCUCCCUUCGAGUACUUCAUCAUGGCCAUGAUCGCCCUCAACACAGUGGUGCUAAUGAUGAAGUUCUAUGACGCACCAUAUGAAUAUGAGCUAAUGUUGAAAUGCCUGAACAUUGUGUUCACAUCCAUGUUCUCCAUGGAAUGCGUGCUGAAGAUCAUCGCUUUUGGGGUGCUGAACUAUUUCAGAGAUGCCUGGAAUGUCUUUGACUUUGUCACUGUGUUGGGAAGUAUUACUGAUAUUUUAGUAACAGAGAUUGCGGAAACGAACAAUUUCAUCAACCUCAGCUUUCUCCGCCUCUUCCGUGCUGCCCGGCUCAUCAAGCUGCUGCGCCAAGGCUACACCAUCCGCAUCCUGCUGUGGACCUUCGUCCAGUCCUUCAAGGCCCUGCCCUACGUGUGUCUGCUCAUCGCCAUGCUGUUCUUCAUCUACGCCAUCAUCGGCAUGCAGGUUUUUGGAAAUAUUGCCCUGGAUGAUGACACCAGCAUCAACCGGCACAACAACUUCAGGACGUUUUUGCAAGCCUUGAUGCUGUUGUUCAGGAGUGCCACUGGGGAGGCCUGGCAUGAGAUCAUGCUGUCUUGUCUCAGCAACCAGGCCUGUGAUGAGCACGCCAAUGCCAGUGAGUGUGGGAGCGACUUUGCCUACUUCUACUUCGUCUCCUUCAUCUUCCUUUGCUCCUUUCUGAUGUUGAACCUCUUUGUGGCCGUGAUCAUGGACAAUUUUGAGUACCUUACACGGGACUCUUCCAUCCUAGGGCCUCACCACCUGGACGAGUUCAUCCGGGUCUGGGCUGAGUACGACCCGGCCGCGUGCGGGCGCAUCAGUUACAAUGACAUGUUUGAGAUGCUGAAACACAUGUCCCCACCCCUGGGGCUGGGGAAGAAAUGCCCUGCUCGAGUUGCAUACAAGCGCCUGGUUCGCAUGAACAUGCCCAUCUCCAAUGAGGACAUGACCGUCCACUUCACGUCCACGCUGAUGGCCCUCAUUCGGACUGCACUGGAGAUCAAGCUGGCUCCAGCCGGCACCAAGCAGCAUCAGUGUGAUGCAGAGUUGAGGAAGGAGAUUUCCUCUGUGUGGGCCAAUCUGCCCCAGAAGACCCUGGAUUUACUGGUGCCACCCCAUAAACCCGAUGAGAUGACCGUAGGAAAGGUGUACGCAGCUCUGAUGAUAUUUGACUUCUACAAACAGAACAAGACCACCAGAGACCAGAUUCACCAGGCCACGGGAGGCCUGUCCCAGAUGGGCCCUGUGUCCCUGUUCCACCCUCUGAAGGCCACGCUGGAGCAGACACAGCCAGCUGUGCUCCGAGGAGCCCGGGUUUUCCUUCGGCAGAAGAGCUCUGCGUCCCUCAGCAACGGCGGGGCCGUACAAACCCAGGAGAGUGGCAUCAAGGAGUCUGUUUCCUGGGGUACUCAGAGGACCCAGGAGGUACCCUAUGAGGCAAGGACACCCCUGGAGCGUGGCCACUCUACAGAGAUCCCAGUGGUGCAGCCAGGAAAACCGGCUGUGGACGUCCAGAUGCAGAGCAUGGCCCUGAGAGGUCCUGACGGGGAGCCCCAGCCCGGACUGGAGAGCCAGGGACGCGCGGCCUCCAUGCCUCGCCUGGCUGCAGAGACUCAGCCGGGCCCCAACGCCAGCCCCAUGAAGCGCUCCAUCUCCACACUGGCGCCCCAGCGUCCCCACGUGGCUCAUCUCUGCAGCGCUGCCCUGGACCGUGCCCCAGCCAGCCAGGCUGCGCCCCAUCACCACCACCGCUGCCAUCGCCGCAGGGAGAGGAAGCAGAAGUCCUUGGAGAAGGGGCCCAGCCUGUCCGCAGACACAGAUGGCGCACCCAGCAGUGCGGCAGGGCCAGGCCCACCCCCGGGAGAGGGGCCCACAGGCUGCCGGAGGGAGCGCAGACAGGAGCGGGGCCGGUCCCAAGAGCGGAGGCAACCCUCUUCCUCUUCCUCGGAGAAGCAGCGUUUCUACUCCUGUGACCGCUUUGGGGGCCGGGAGCCCUCGCAGCCCAAACCCUCCCUCAGCAGCCACCCCACGUCACCAACAGCUGGGCAGGAGCCAGGACCCCGGAGACCGGGUGGUGGUUCAGUGAAUGGGAGCCCCUUGUUGUCAACAUCCGGUGCUAGCACCCCUGGCCGUGGUGGGCGGAGGCAGCUCCCCCAGACUCCGCUGACCCCCCGUCCCAGUGUCACCUACAAGACGGCCAACUCUUCGCCUGUCCACUUUGCUGGGGCACAGACCAGCCUCCCCACCUUUUCCCCAGGCCGGCUUAGCCGUGGCCUUUCCGAACACAAUGCUCUGCUCCAGAGAGACCCCCUCAGCCAGCCCCUGGCCGCCGGCUCUAGGAUCGGCUCUGACCCUUACUUGGGGCAGCGUCUGGACAGUGAGGACACUGCCCGCACCCAGCCCGAGGACACGCUUACCUUCGAGGAGGCUGUGGCCACCAACUCAGGCCGCUCCUCCCGGACUUCCUAUGUGUCCUCCCUGACCUCCCAGUCGCACCCCCUCCGCCGCGUGCCCAACGGCUACCACUGCACUCUGGGGCUCAGCUCGGGCGGCCGGGUUCAGCAUAGCUACCACCACCCCGACCAAGACCACUGGUGCUAGCCGCACCUCCGCUUCACGCCUGCUCAGUG